AGUUCAAUGGCAGCUGUUGGUGAGAGAACGGCUUCCAUAUCAUCUCAUACCCAAAACAAGGUAACUAGGGCAAAGGUGACGUUGGAAAACUACUACCAGAAUCUAGUCACUCAACACCAUGAAAGAGAAAGCAGACAAAAGAAACUGGAAGAUAAAAUGGAAGAAGAAGGCCUUAGUGAAGAGGAAAAACGACUUCGUCGGGAGAGUCAUGCUCUAAAAGAAACCGAAUUUUUAAGACUGAAAAGAUCACGACUAGGAGUUGACGAUUUCGAUUCGCUAAAAAUUAUUGGCCGAGGCGCGUUCGGUGAGGUGCGGUUGGUGCAAAAGAAAGAUACGGGUCACGUGUACGCCAUGAAAAUUCUUCGAAAGAAAGAUAUGUUGGAGAAAGAGCAAAUUGCUCAUGUUCGAGCUGAAAGGGAUGUUUUAGUUGAAUCAGACAACGAUUGGGUUGUAAAAAUGUUUUACUCCUUUCAAGAUGCCAUGAAUUUAUAUUUGAUUAUGGAAUUUUUACCUGGAGGUGACAUGAUGACUUUAUUGAUGAAAAAAGACACGUUGACCGAGGACCAAACGCAAUUUUACAUAGCUGAAACAAUUUUAGCUAUAGAAUCUAUUCAUAAAUUAAGUUUUAUCCAUCGCGAUAUUAAACCUGAUAAUCUUUUAUUAGACGCAAAGGGCCAUAUAAAACUAUCUGAUUUUGGAUUGUGUACUGGCUUAAAAAAAUCUCAUAGAACCGAGUUUUACAAAGACUUAUCUCAAGCAAAGCCAAGCGACUUCUCUUCCAAUCCGACUGACUCUAAACGUCGUGCUGAGAGUUGGAAACGCAACAGACGCGCGUUAGCCUAUUCAACUGUAGGGACGCCUGAUUAUAUUGCGCCCGAAGUGUUUAUGCAAGAAGGAUACACCGCCUCCUGCGAUUGGUGGUCGUUAGGUGUAAUCAUGUACGAAAUGCUGGAAGGCUAUCCACCAUUUUGUUCUGAGAAUCCUCAAGACACUUACAGGAAAGUGAUGAACUGGAGAGAAACCUUAAUUUUUCCCCCAGAAAUGCCAAUUUCAUCUGCUGCUAAGCAGCUAAUACAACAGUUUUGUUGUGAUCCGAAAGAUCGAAUUGGUAGAAACGGCGUUCAGGAAAUAAAGAACCAUGUCUUUUUUAAGGGUGUUGACUGGGAGCACAUCAGAGAACGCCCUGCAGCCAUACAUAUAGAUGUUAAAAGUAUCGACGACACGUCCAAUUUUGAUGAAUUUUCGGACGAAGAUCUCAAAAUUUCCUUGUCAGCCAAGGAUAAAUCAGUAAAUGAGUCGACGGCAACCAAGGACUGGGUGUUUGUCAACUACACAUACGCUCGCUUCGAACGUCUCACUCAGAGAGGGCACAUUAGACCUAAUUCUUUUCGGCCACAAGCCCCUCAAUGA
Dimorphilus gyrociliatus is the source of this 1410-nucleotide messenger RNA. The record is from the annotation of a GenBank genome assembly. NCBI's taxonomy places the organism in Eukaryota, Metazoa, Annelida, Polychaeta, Dinophilidae.